AUGAAGAUUAUCGAUGAUGAACAUGUCCUUCGGGAAGGAUUCCACCAUUUCGAAGAAGCCGACAUCAGUGGAUACGAUGUAAUUCUGGGUAUGCCAUGGUUGCAAGCUGCGAACCCCGACAUUGACUGGGUGCACCUAGAUACCGCUAAGGAAUUUGCAACUUUAAUGGACAACAGCAACAUUAUAUUCGCCGCCUUUCCAUUGCGAGCUGCGCACGCAGCGACUGAGCCAAAUAUCCCGGAUGAUUAUAAGGAUUAUCUUGAUGUAUUCCGAGAAGAUAUACCUGACGCGGAACACGCACCCCACGAUCAUGCCAUAGAUCUCAAACCUGGCAAGGAACCACCGUACCGACCGAUAUAUAACCUGUCACCUCAAGAACUCUCCGUCCUCCGAGAAUAUAUUGAAAAGGCAUUAGAGAAGAAUUGGAUACGCCCGUCCAAGAGCCCAGCCGGUGCCCCAGUAUUAUUCGCACCGAAGAAAGACGGAACCCUGCGUCUUUGCGUAGAUUAUCGAGGGUUGAACGAAAUAACAGUCAAGAAUCGGUAUCCGCUGCCCCUGAUAAGUGAAAUACUCGAUAGAAUUCGCAUACGAGCGGGGGAUGAGUGGAAAACGGCGUUUCGAACACGAUACGGACACUUUGAGUAUCUGGUUUUGCCCUUUGGGCUAACCAACGCCCCUGCGACUUUCCAAUCUUAUAUCAACAAAGCCCUCAGUGAUAUUUUGGAUGUAUAUUGCGUGGCUUAUCUUGACGAUAUCGUAAUCUAUUCGAAUACGCUUGACGAACACGUCGCCCAUGUUAAGAAUGUGCUGGAACGUUUAAGGCGAUGGAGACUAUAUGUGAAACUUAUUCUCGAUAAUAACGGCACCCCUGACUGA
Molecule: messenger RNA, 876 nt
Organism: Histoplasma mississippiense
Lineage: Eukaryota; Fungi; Ascomycota; Eurotiomycetes; Onygenales; Ajellomycetaceae
Exons: 3
Coding region: 1-876 (291 amino acids)
Source: RefSeq, a predicted model, not a curated record